This is a messenger RNA of Alnus glutinosa, 1839 nucleotides long. Its product is annotated as allene oxide synthase 1, chloroplastic-like. Gene Ontology annotation, biological process: jasmonic acid biosynthetic process; sterol metabolic process. NCBI's taxonomy places the organism in Eukaryota, Viridiplantae, Streptophyta, Magnoliopsida, Fagales, Betulaceae. Gene Ontology annotation, molecular function: heme binding; monooxygenase activity; iron ion binding. The coding region runs from base 127 to 1695 and encodes 522 amino acids. The transcript has a single exon. The record is from RefSeq and is a predicted model, not a curated record. Gene Ontology annotation, cellular component: chloroplast envelope; chloroplast thylakoid membrane.
AACUUUCAUCGCAGAUAGUGACCAUUCAGCAUCCGUACCUCCCCUCUUUUUUAUUUAUUCUCCUCUCUAUCCCUCUCCGCAACAAAGCCAAUUUUCAAAGCCUCCAACCAUUCGACCAAUAACACAAUGACGUCCACUUCUCUAGCUUUUCCUUCCCUGCUACCAAAAUUUCAAUCUCCCAGAAGACCACCAAAGCCCUCCCUGCGUCGGAUUGUAGUCCGUCCCAUCUCUGCCUCGGUGUCUGAGACACCAUCUGUGUCCGUCCAACCAGUGGCGCCCCCCGAACCCACCAAGCUUCCGAUCCGAAAAGUCCCUGGAAACUAUGGCAUACCUUUUGUAGGUCCAAUCGGGGACAGGCUUGACUACUUUUAUAAGCAAGGCCGUGAAGAGUUCUUUAAAUCACGCAUGCAAAAGUACCGAUCAACAGUGUUUAGAGCCAACAUGCCACCCGGUCCUUUCAUAGCUUCCGACCCACGGGUAGUGGUUUUACUCGACGGCAAGAGCUUUCCCGUGCUCUUUGACGUCACAAAGGUCGAAAAGAAAGACCUUUUUACGGGGACUUACAUGCCAUCCACGGAGCUCACUGGGGGUUACCGAGUCCUCUCGUAUCUUGACCCGUCGGAGCCGAGCCACGGCAAACUCAAGCACCUCCUGUUCUUCCUCCUCAAGUCCCGCCGCGACCACGUCAUACCCGAGUUCCAUUCUAGCUACGUGGAGCUCUUCGAGGGCCUCGAGAACGAGCUCGCAAGCAAAGGAAAAGCCGCUUUCGGAGACGCCAGUGAUCAAGCCGCUUUUAACUUCUUGGCUCGUGCACUUUACGGCACGAACCCGGCCGAGACCAAGCUCGGAAUCGACGGGCCAAGCCUGGUCCAAAAAUGGGUACUCUUUCAGCUCGCCCCUCAGCUCACUCUAGGCCUCCCUGUGCCUUUGGAGGAGCUCCUCAUCCACACCUUCCGUCUCCCUUCAUUUCUUGUCAAAGCCGAUUACCAGAGGCUCUACGACUUCUUCUACGAAUCCUCUGGAUUCGUCCUCGACGAGGCCGAGAGAUUAGGCGUCUCUAGAGACGAAGCUUGUCACAACCUACUAUUCGCUACUUGCUUCAAUUCCUUCGGAGGCAUAAAGAUCUUCUUCCCCAACAUGAUCAAGCUCAUCGGUCGAGCAGGAGUCAAGCUCCACACGCAGCUGGCGCAGGAGAUCCGAUCGGUCAUCAGAUCCAAUGGCGGAAAAGUCACAAUGGCCGCCAUGGAACAGAUGCCCCUGAUGCAGUCGGUUGUGUAUGAAUCACUUCGGAUAGAACCGCCGGUACCACUCCAAUACGGGAGAGCCAAGCGCGACCUCAUCAUUGAGAGCCAUGACGCAGCUUUCAAAGUUAAGGAAGGCGAAAUGAUAUUUGGUUAUCAGCCAUUUGCAACCAAGGACCCCAAGAUAUUCGAAAGAGCCGAAGAGUUCGUGCCAGGCCGGUUCGUCGGAGAGGGUGAGAGAUUGCUCAAGCACGUGCUUUGGUCCAACGGGCCAGAGACCGAGACACCAACGGUCAUGAACAAGCAGUGUGCUGGGAAGGACUUCGUGGUCUUAGUGUCGAGGCUUCUUGUCGUGGAAUUGUUCCUCCGAUACGACUCUUUCGAGAUCGAGAUCGGUACAUCAGUGUUGGGGGCCUCCAUUACCCUAACGUCUCUCAAAAGAGCCACCUUUUGAUCAUUGUGAUUACUUUUCUGGAACUUGUUAUAUUUUAUUUGAUUUUUAUUCAUCCCAAACUAAUAAUCUAGAGCGAAAAACUCUAGAAUAAACAACAGUCGAAUGGUUGAUGCAGCAAUAACAAAUUGCUCUAAAUUUACUACA